UGCCGCUGAGCUGGAAAGCAGAGCUCGUCGAGCUGACCAAAGAGGUUGCUUCACUUCCGUCGGCUCAUUCGCACUCUGGGAACCAUACAGUGCACAUAUGUAGGGACACUCAUGUGGACACAUAUUAAAUAUGGAUAUGGAUAUGGAUAUGGACAUUACCAUCAACGCUAGUGAGGUGCUUGAAUUUUCAUCAUAUCUUCUAUCGUCUUUUGCCAACGCCGAUAGCAAUGGCAGUGGCAGCAAUAUCGGCGCUGAUUCGGAGGACUCACUUAUUUGCAAUUCUCGCAAGCCAGCAGUGCCCAGGCAGAAGAUCAACGCUCGGGAGCGGCACCGUACUUUCAACGUGAAUGCUGCAUACGAGGAACUGCGCGGUCUAAUUCCGACGGAGCCCGUAAACCGCAAAUUAUCCAAAAUAGAAAUAAUACAUUUGGCCAGUAGCUAUAUCACACAUCUUCGCAGCACAUUGCACGCAGGAACUGACAGGCAGCCGUGCAUGCGGCAAAAGUGGGAACUCAAGUGCGGCAACAAUGGCAGCAGAGUUGCGGAGCGCGUAAGCAUCUGCACAUUUUGUAUGAGACCAACUUCACAAACAACGGAAAGUCUGGAAUAGUUUUAAGCUUAUUUGAAUAAGUAUAAUAAUAUAAUAUAUAUAAUAAGAAGCAUUUACAUUCGGGUCGGGAUUGCUUAUAUUAUAUUUCCUUUAACUCAAGUAAUUCAUUUCGGGCGGUUGAAAAUAGUUUAGUUCCGAUAGAUAACGACCCAAAAAACAAGGUUCUACCUUAAUAAAUUUAGUUUUGCACAAGGAAUUGAUUUCCGGUGGCAAAUAUUAUCCAUAAUGCCUAGAAAAAUUUAAUA
Molecule: messenger RNA, 855 nt
Organism: Drosophila montana
Lineage: Eukaryota; Metazoa; Arthropoda; Insecta; Diptera; Drosophilidae
Product: transcription factor 15
Exons: 3
Coding region: 131-610 (159 amino acids)
Biological process (GO): developmental process; regulation of transcription by RNA polymerase II
Molecular function (GO): protein dimerization activity; DNA-binding transcription factor activity, RNA polymerase II-specific; RNA polymerase II transcription regulatory region sequence-specific DNA binding
Source: RefSeq, a predicted model, not a curated record